Hemicordylus capensis (graceful crag lizard) is the source of this 5485-nucleotide messenger RNA. RefSeq names its product transportin 2 (gene TNPO2). Gene Ontology annotation, molecular function: nuclear import signal receptor activity; small GTPase binding. The transcript is spliced from 25 exons. The coding region runs from base 189 to 2855 and encodes 888 amino acids. Gene Ontology annotation, biological process: protein import into nucleus. Gene Ontology annotation, cellular component: cytoplasm; nucleus. NCBI's taxonomy places the organism in Eukaryota, Metazoa, Chordata, Lepidosauria, Squamata, Cordylidae. The record is from RefSeq and is a predicted model, not a curated record.
UCUUUUCCCCUCCCUUCGGUCACGUGAGCGGCAGAGACGGCGGCCGGCCCGGCUCAGCAGCCGCGCGUGUUGCCUUCGCUUCUUGCUGCUGCUGCUGCUGCUGCUCUCUCCCUACUCCUUCUCUCUGAGCGGACGCCGCGGCCUGAUCCUGGGCACGCGGGAGCCGGGCAGACAGGCAGCUUCCCAUCAUGGAUUGGCAGCCAGAUGCACAGGGCCUCCAGCAAGUACUUCAAUUACUCAAAGACUCCCAGUCUCCAAACACUGCAACUCAACGUAUUGUGCAAGAUAAAUUGAAACAACUCAACCAAUUCCCUGAUUUCAACAACUACUUGAUAUUUGUCUUGACACGACUGAAAUCUGAGGAUGAACCAACUCGCUCUCUGAGUGGUCUGAUAUUGAAGAACAAUGUGAAGGCUCAUUACCAGAGUUUCCCUCAGCCUGUUGCUGAGUUCAUUAAGCAAGAAUGUCUUAACAACAUAGGGGAUGCUUCGUCUCUUAUCAGAGCUACCAUUGGGAUUCUUAUAACAACCAUUGCUUCCAAGGGGGAGCUACAGAUGUGGCCAGAGCUCCUGCCCCAGCUCUGCAACUUGCUCAACUCUGAGGACUACAAUACCUGUGAGGGGGCUUUUGGUGCCUUACAGAAGAUAUGUGAAGAUUCCUCUGAGCUCCUGGACAGUGAUGCUCUCAACCGGCCUCUUAAUAUAAUGAUCCCAAAGUUCCUUCAGUUUUUCAAGCACUGCAGCCCCAAAAUUAGGUCCCAUGCCAUUGCCUGUGUUAACCAGUUCAUCAUGGACAGGGCUCAAGCCUUGAUGGACAACAUAGACACAUUCAUUGAGCACCUAUUUGCCCUGGCUGUAGAUGAAGAUCCUGAGGUUCGAAAGAAUGUUUGCAGAGCAUUGGUGAUGUUGCUAGAAGUGCGGAUUGAUCGACUUAUUCCUCACAUGCAUAGUAUCAUUCAGUACAUGUUGCAGAGAACCCAAGACAGUGAUGAGAAUGUGGCAUUGGAAGCAUGUGAAUUCUGGCUGACGUUGGCUGAGCAACCAAUCUGCAAGGAGGUGCUGUCUUCACACCUGAUGCAAUUGAUUCCAAUUUUGGUGAAUGGGAUGAAAUAUUCUGAAAUAGACAUCAUAUUGUUAAAGGGCGAUGUAGAAGAGGAUGAAGCCAUCCCUGACAGUGAGCAGGAUAUCAAACCUCGUUUCCACAAGUCACGCACAGUUACCCUGCAACAUGAAGAGGAGCGACUACAGGAUGAUGAAGAUGGCGAGGAUGAGGAUGACGAUGACGACACGCUUUCAGACUGGAAUCUGAGGAAGUGCUCUGCUGCAGCCCUUGAUGUCUUGGCUAAUGUCUUCAGAGAUGAGCUUCUCCCACACCUGCUCCCGUUGCUCAAGGGGUUGCUUUUCCACCCUGAGUGGGUCAUCAAGGAGUCCGGAAUUCUUGUCCUAGGGGCAAUUGCUGAAGGCUGCAUGCAGGGCAUGGUUCCUUACCUUCCUGAAUUGAUUCCCCAUCUAAUUCAAUGUUUGUCUGACAAAAAGGCCCUAGUGCGUUCCAUUGCCUGCUGGACCUUGAGCCGCUAUGCCCACUGGGUUGUAAGCCAGCCUCCAGACAUGUAUCUCAAGCCUCUGAUGACGGAGUUGCUCAAGCGAAUUCUUGACAGUAACAAGAGAGUGCAGGAGGCUGCUUGCAGUGCGUUUGCCACCCUAGAGGAAGAGGCCUGCACUGAGCUGGUCCCAUAUCUUAGUUUCAUCUUGGAUACUUUGGUUUUUGCCUUUGGGAAGUACCAGCACAAGAACCUGCUGAUCCUGUAUGAUGCAAUUGGCACCCUGGCUGACUCUGUUGGGCACCACCUCAACCAGCCGGAGUACAUCCAAAAAUUGAUGCCUCCACUGAUCCAGAAGUGGAAUGAACUGAAGGAUGAGGACAAGGAUCUUUUUCCUCUCCUAGAAUGUUUGUCAUCUGUAGCAACAGCUCUCCAAAGUGGGUUCCUCCCAUACUGUGAACCUGUCUACCAGCGUUGUGUGACACUGGUGCAGAAGACCCUUGCCCAAGCCAUGAUGUACAGUCAGCACCCAGACCAAUAUGAGGCGCCUGAUAAAGACUUUAUGAUCGUUGCUCUUGACCUGCUGAGUGGCUUGGCUGAAGGUCUGGGCUGUCAUGUGGAGCAGCUUGUGGCCCGGAGCAAUAUCAUGACUCUGCUAUUCCAAUGCAUGCAGGAUACUAUGCCAGAGGUUCGACAGAGCUCCUUUGCACUCCUAGGAGACCUCACCAAAGCCUGUUUCAUGCAUGUCAAGCCAUGCAUUGCUGAAUUCAUGCCCAUCCUGGGGACCAACUUGAAUCCAGAAUUCAUUUCUGUGUGCAAUAAUGCCACCUGGGCUAUUGGAGAAAUAUGCAUGCAGAUGGGAGCUGAAAUGCAACCGUAUGUCCAGAUGGUCCUGAAUAAUCUUGUUGAGAUCAUCAACCGGCCAAAUACCCCCAAAACACUUCUGGAGAACACAGCCAUCACGAUUGGACGUUUGGGUUACGUCUGCCCUCAGGAGGUGGCACCGAUGCUGCAGCAGUUUAUCAGACCCUGGUGUACAUCCUUGAGGAACAUACGUGAUAAUGAAGAGAAGGACUCUGCUUUCCGUGGCAUCUGUAUGAUGAUUGGGGUAAACCCUGGUGGGGUUGUUCAGGAUUUUAUCUUCUUCUGUGAUGCUGUUGCUUCUUGGGUGAGCCCAAAGGAUGACCUAAGGGACAUGUUUUAUAAGAUUCUCCAUGGCUUCAAAGAUCAAGUUGGGGAGGAGAACUGGCAGCAGUUCUCAGAGCAGUUUCCUCCACUUCUGAAGGAGAGGCUAGCUGCAUUCUAUGGGGUCUAAAUGAAGCAGCAAACCAUACUUGGUUCCUGUGUGUGCUGGGAGGGAUACUGGGAACUCGUCCACAACCCAGUGUUGCAGAUCCCUGUUAAUGGGGGGUUAGGGAGGACGGGAAGAGCAUUGUGGGACAUAAAAUGACUUCGCUCCCCAUCUCCUGAAAUAUACAAAGUUGUGGGGGGAGGGUGGGCCUCCGUGACCAAUUUAAACAAAAACCAGGGUAUCUCACUGGCAGAAGGAAAGGCCUCUCUACUGAAGAGGCCAUCAUUGGUGGACUGGGGUGGGGUGGGACUCGGCCUCUGAGCUGGGAAAGGGGAGCAAUCUUAAACUGCAACACUCUUGAGAAGGGGAUCUAACUAGGGGCCAUCAUAAAGGACUAGCUAAUAAUAAAAAUAAAUAAAUAAAAGAUAGGGUUUAAGAUGUUACAAUGGGAUUAAAAGCUCUAAUGGUUUAAAAUUUAGCUGAUGAAGAGGGAAGGGUUAAAUCUCAAUCCAAGGGGGUUAUACUACUGUAUAUUUCCAGUCACCGGUGUUCAAGAGAUCAGCUAUCCUUCACCUUUUCAAGACUGCAUGGUGACCAAGAAGUAGACUAGCGAACCUGUGAGUAGCCCAUAAUGACUUAAGUGUAAAGCAUUUUCAUCUAGGAAUCUUAAGGAAACCCACAAACCCUUUCUGCCAUAGUUGCCAUGGCACUGUGUGCUGGAUGUGAUGCUCGGAGUAAGGGCGGCCUCUGACCUCGUGGGGGACCUGCCAGCCAUCUAGGGAGCAGUCCUUAUCAUAAGAAAUACUGUUGGAGAAGCAUGUCUUUAUUUUUUAAGAAGAUGCCACAGUGCAAUGAAUCUGUUACCCUGUUGUUCAGCUGUUACUUUGUGACACUGCUAUUGCAUUACUUCAGCUGUGGGAGGCAGGAGAGAGCAAGGAGGGAAACUGAAUUCCACCCGGGGCUGGUUGUCCAUGGGCCAAAGGCUGGCAGAAGCCAGUGUGCACUUGGAUGAUUUUUGUACGGCACAUGAACUGUUGUGUCCUGCACUCUUGUGGCCAGAGUGGCAUUUGUACAUAAAGGUAACUUACACUUUCUGUCUUAAGAGAGUUCUAUGCCACAUUCACCACUUUGGUUUACAAAAGGAGCAGUAAACAUGGCUAAGCAUCGAGGAAUUAUUACAAUAGAGCCCUCCGUGCAUGGCCAGUGGAAGCGCGUAGCUUUUGCUGCAUGCUUAGUGAGGUGGUCGUCUUAAGGAAUUCUUAUUAGACCCAAAUCAGCUUAGUCCCUGGAAAUAGAAUCUGGGGUUUGCUGAAUGCAUUUGACUUAGUGAAGCCAUAGCUUUUUAAUAGUAAGUGGAGAGCAUGAGAAGUGGAAGCAGGCCUGUUUUCCCAAAGGCAGCUAGGAUAUGGGGAAAAGGGGGUACUGCUUCAUCUGAUAAGAACAACUUCUGGGGAAAUGCUUGGGGGAGCCAGAGUCAUCAGGAAUAUUCUGCAAAGUCAACAUGAAUAGAGCUUGUGCCAGCCAGCCAGCAGCAUGCUGCUGAGGAGGAGAGCAGUGAACUGAGCCACAACCCCAGCUUUCUUCCGAACAGAUUCCAGUGGAACUUUGGCAGCAUCAGGAUUGAUAGCCAGACAACUGGGUUGAACUGUGCCUCACAUCCUGCAUUGCUCCAGUGGUGGGAGACACUGUGGUGGAACGGCUUAAAUACUAAAGAAGAUUAAUGGAUAAAGGAUGGACACCCCUCUUUUGGGAUAAGGAGAUGCUUUUGACAAUUGAUGGUGACACUCUGGGAACUGUGGGGUGAAUUUCUGAAAGUAUUUUGCAAGAUUGCUCAGUAACUUAAACUUCACUGACAUCCCCUCCAUCCCUGGUCUCUGUUUCACAUGUUACUGUGCUUGCAGUUCUUGGAGCUUUGUCAUGGAAUGUGCGGGGGCAUUAUUGUACAGGCUUGGGGGCCUGAAAACCUUUUUUCUUUCUUUUUCUUUUUCUUUUUCAAGCUUGGAGAUUGCACCCCAAUGAGAGCUUUCUCCUGAUCCUUAGAUCUGAUCUGCUGGGGGUCACCCCUGCACUCCUCUGGGAUAGCUGGUUCAAAGAAAUGCUAGGAAACUUGCAAAUGCAUUCCUCAAUUCGUAUUUUUAAUAGUGUGGAACUUGAGCAGGUCUCUGAAAGCAAUCAGCUAGCUCUUUGCAUUUUAAUGGUUUUAUUAGAAGUAUUCCCUCUUGUGCCUCGCUCUCAACUUCCCCUAUCCUGAGAGGGAAAAAGCAGAGGAUUCUAUUUGAGCAGCAGUUUGUUUUUUUAAUGCAUGGACAAGGAAUGUGCGCAGGUGGCGUCCUGGCUUGUGCUUCUAAACUACAUGCCCAGGAAGAUAGAAAGAAGGCUGUGAGCUCUUCAUUCAUUCAGUGGAGUUUAAGCUACUUGACCUGACUGCCUCUUGAAAUGAAUUUGUCUUCUUUUUUUUUUUGUACAAGUGCUUCUAGUAUUGCCUCCUGUUCGUUAAUCCUGGAUUUGUAUAUUUGUAAAUGUGCCGUAAUGUUUCCAAUGGUGGAACUGCAGUGUACCUAGUGUUGAAGCAGCUGCUUGCACCUUGCUCAAAUGAGAUUUUUCUCAUUUUAUGUAUAAUUUUUUGUCAACUAAAAACAUUUCUUGUGACUCCA